Messenger RNA from Patella vulgata (common limpet), 1414 nucleotides. Its product is annotated as peptidyl-tRNA hydrolase. The transcript has 5 exons. The coding region runs from base 101 to 781 and encodes 226 amino acids. NCBI's taxonomy places the organism in Eukaryota, Metazoa, Mollusca, Gastropoda, Patellidae. Gene Ontology annotation, molecular function: peptidyl-tRNA hydrolase activity. The record is from RefSeq and is a predicted model, not a curated record.
CGUCAUCAUAAGAAAUCACCUCAGCUUUCAUUUCGGGUUAUUGUGUCAUUCACGUUCAUAUUUUCAUAUUUUAUCCAGUUUUAUCAAGAGUAAACUAAAUAUGUCGCGCAGACACUUUGGAUUUUUGAUUUCUUUACUUUUUAGAGAACAGAAAACAUGUACACCUACAAUGGCUGUAAAUUUAUCAACAGAAAGCAACAGGAAUAAAUUUUUGAUUGUAGGACUUGGAAACCAUCAGCUACCAUCAACCCGACAUAAUAUUGGCAUGAUGUUUGUUGAUAGACUAGCGGCUCAGUUAAAUGCUAGGUGGAUAAAUGAAAGUAAACGUUGUAAAGGCUAUGUAACAUCAUGUUUUGUGAGUGACGAUGUGGAAUUGGUUCUGUUAAAACCUAAAGAACCAAUGAAUCUAAAUGGAACCAGCGUUUAUAAAACAGCUCUACAUUAUAAGAUAUCACCAGAGAAUGUUUAUAUAGUACAAGAUGAAUUAGAUAGAUCACUGGGGAGAAUAUCUAUUAAAUCUGGUGGUAGUUCAAGGGGUCAUAAUGGUGUCAAGUCUGUGAUGAAUUCCUUGAAAACUGAUGCUUUCUUACGAGUAAAAUUGGGCAUAGAUCGUCCAGUGAGCAGGGAACCGGAUGUUGUGGCGGAUUACGUUCUUAGUGAAUUUACAACAGAGGAGAAAGACCAAGUUGAUCAGAUUAUACCAGCAGCUGUCAAAUCGCUUCAAAAACAUCUAAUAAAAGUCUCUGGUGCAGAUAUCCAGUUAGGCCCUAAUGUUUUCUGACAAAGAUUGGAAACUGACCUCAUAUGCUGUAAAAUGAAAGAUGAAGACCCAAAAAAUUAUUUCUUUAUGAACAUUAUUGAAAAAUUAAUAUUAUGUAACAAUGUCUCCAGAUCAAGUGAUUUUGAUCAAAAUAACUGUGUCAGAAUAGGCGACAAAAUUUCCUGACAUUGUCUGGGAAUUAUUUUCAUAAAAACUGUAACUGGAUGUUCAGUGUUUCUUAUUUCAUAAUUAAUGGUAUUGAAGGUCUGGUUUAUAAUAGCAAUAAAUAAAAAAUAAAAAGGCAUGCCAGACAUUGCCUCUGCACAAUGUUUUCUUUGUGCUUGAAAGUUUCUUUAGUACAGGAACAUAUCAGUAUUAACUUGAAUUCCUUUUAUACCACAACUUAGAUAUCAGGAAUGAAUAUCUAGCAAAUGUUAUAACAAAAACCCAUCCAACUAUUGACAUCUUUACUAGUCAAUAGUCAGACUGUACGCAAAGUUUAACUGUGGAUUAUAAACAAAUUAAUAAAUUGUUUCAACUAUUUUAUAUCAGUGAAGUUCAGUAAAUUUAUGAUUUCAUUGACAAAAAGCAUUUUUAAAACAAUAUUAUUUAAUGUAUAACUUUAUCUUGGUUUAUUAAAAUUGGUGACGUCAA